ACGCCGGCACCUAUAAAUAUGGUUGCGGGAGAGGGUAAGGCAUCAGAUCCUGCCAAGUGCUCAUUCAGCUCUCACGAGGGGUACACUGAGAAUCAUGUGGAAGGUGGUAUUGCUAGUUAGCUUCGCGAGUGUUGUCCUGCAGGAGGCAGCGGCGCAGGGCGGAGCAGAGAGCAUCCCCUUCCCAGGCUUCCUUCCAAGUGAGCGUAUCAGGGAAAUUGGUCCUGAAGCGGACGAUCAGCCCAAUGAUAUCUACGCUCAUCUACCCGUGAGACGCCCCAAGCUAGAAGAUGACGAAGUGGUAAUCUACCCACAUCACUUUGGCUUCGAGUUUGGACAGGACCCAGAGCACCACAUUUACGAGGUGCACUCGGCAAAGGAGCUGGCCAGCCUCUCACACAAGCACGACAAGCAUGGCAAGCACGCACACGACCAUGACCAUGACCACCACGAUAAGGCCUCUAAGGGCGCAUCCAAGGACGGGUCAAAGACCCUUAAUCAUGUCCCUGCAUCCACCAGCAACCCUCCUCCUCCUCCUCCCUCUGCCCCAGCACAUCCCUUCCCUCAAUACCCUCCUCCCCCACAUGGCGCUUUUCCUCCUCCUCCUCCUCCUCCUCCUCACGCUCGCCCUCCAUACCCAUACCGUGCCCCUGGUUUCCCCCAUCAAGGGUAGGCCUCUAACGCUUUCCUAAUCCUUCUGUAAAUAGUUCUGGUUUUCUAUUUCUCUUCACGGCCGCCUAUUGGCUGAAUGCUGGUCACGCCCACAAAGCUGUUCCUCUUCCUCCCUGACAUUCAUAAUCAUUUUCAUUCCCAGGUCAUUGACCACCUACCAUGCUUCUCCUUCCGUUUAUCCUCUUUUGAAGAGCUUGACGAACCUCAUCAAUUGGUCUCAAAGCGUCCCGUUCAUCUGUAAAUAUUGCCAUUUGUUAUAUCAUGUCGUCCAGUUGAGCCAGUCGUUCCUAAACUCAUUUAACUUGAAGCUACGCCAAUUUAACACAAAUGAAAAUCCCGCUCCGUCUUUGUCUUGCUAGAUGUCAUUCAUUUUUCAAAGUGUCGUUUCGUUUCGCUUCAUUUACAUAUUCACGUCGGUUCACGGUCGGUAAAGCAGCUCUCGCUCUUUGCAGCCUUCGGUUCCGAUUUGAAACUGGUAAGCUUAUCUCUUAUACGAUCUCUCGGUUACUUUUCAGAGUAGUAUACCUUUCAUCAAACGCUGCUGCAUCCCCUUGCUUCAUGGACUCAUUCAAUGCCUCGCUUUAUUUUUUGUAGCUGCAUCAAAAUGUUCAAUCGACUGAAUUCUCAUUUUUCCAGAUAAAAGUCUUUAGACUCAGGAAUAUCUUUGAAUCAUAAAAUGAGUGCAAGUUGUGUAAAAAAAAAAAAAAAAAAAAAAAAAGGUUUUAGAGAAUGCCGUCUUUUGAACUUGUGCACUUUUAGCUUUUGACUCAUUUUUACUGUAAAAACUCAUGUCACUAAGUGGCACCCCACGAAUACCGGAAUGUUUUACCUGUCAAAAAGUUAGCACACUAAAGCAGAAUUUUACAAGGAUUCGCCUUGCACCCCUCAGGGAAUAGCUGUGAAUUUUGCUGACUAUUGAAGAUGGCGCUAUACUUUUUCUGAGGUUCUGGGAAACUAAUUCUCUUUAUUAGAUUCUGGCUUCAUUGUCACCCAUUAAUGCAUGACGCUAUUCAUCUUUUCCAUUAACCAUAAAUAUGCAUAA
This is a messenger RNA of Macrobrachium nipponense, 1711 nucleotides long. RefSeq lists its product as uncharacterized. NCBI's taxonomy places the organism in Eukaryota, Metazoa, Arthropoda, Malacostraca, Decapoda, Palaemonidae. The record is from RefSeq and is a predicted model, not a curated record. The transcript is spliced from 3 exons. The coding region runs from base 95 to 670 and encodes 191 amino acids.